Messenger RNA from Eurytemora carolleeae, 1833 nucleotides. RefSeq names its product lariat debranching enzyme (gene ldbr). Gene Ontology annotation, biological process: mRNA splicing, via spliceosome. The record is from RefSeq and is a predicted model, not a curated record. The coding region runs from base 29 to 1684 and encodes 551 amino acids. Gene Ontology annotation, cellular component: nucleus. The transcript has 16 exons. Gene Ontology annotation, molecular function: RNA lariat debranching enzyme activity. NCBI's taxonomy places the organism in Eukaryota, Metazoa, Arthropoda, Copepoda, Calanoida, Temoridae.
AGAUGCAACACUAACACCAGUGUUAAACAUGAGGAUUGCAGUGGAGGGAUGCACUCACGGAGAAUUGGAUAAAAUAUAUUCAACCGUCCAGGAACUAGAGACUAAACAGGGAUACAAGAUUGACUUGUUGCUCUGCUGUGGAGACUUUCAAUCCACGAGAAACCUGACGGAUCUAAAAUGUAUGGCAUGCCCCGACAAAUACAAGGAUAUGUGUUCUUUCUAUCGUUAUUACUCUGGGGAGAAGCUAGCUCCGGUUUUAACAGUGUUCAUUGGAGGCAACCACGAGGCUUCAAACUAUCUUCAGGAGUUGGCCUACGGUGGCUGGGUUGCCCCCAAUAUAUAUUAUCUGGGAUAUGCUGGAGUCAUUAACGUUAAUGGAGUUAGAAUUGGAGGCAUGUCCGGAAUAUACAAGGGAUUUGAUUAUCUUUUCGGACAUUUUGAAAAACCACCAUACGACGAUAACACCAUGCGAUCCUGCUACCAUAUACGUAAUGUUGACGUUUUCAGGUUAAAGCAGUUAGCCUCUAAUCCACCUCACAUUAUGCUUAGUCAUGAUUGGCCCAGAUCUGUGACUAACUACGGGAAUACUGACCAGCUGAUGAGAUUUAAAAAACAUUUCAAAGAUGAAAUAGAACAGGAUAAACUCGGUUCUCCACCCACCAAGGAAGUCCUUGAUGUUCUUAAACCCGAAUACUGGUUCUCUGCACAUCUGCAUUGUAAAUUCGCAGCGUUAGUUGAGCACGAAGACGGUUCAGCAACCAAAUUUCUAGCUCUGGAUAAAUGCCUCCCUGGGCGACGGUUCUUGCAAGUAGUAGAGUUGGGUGAACCCGUGGGUGAAAACGAUGAAAUUGUUCUAAGAUAUGAUAAAACAUGGCUCGCCGUGCUUAAAAGUACAAAUCAUCUGACCUCUGUUGAACGAAAAACCAGGUAUACGCCUGGUCCUGGUAGUAAUGAAAGAUUUGACUUUCAACCAACAGAAGCAGAAAUCCGCGAGAUUAAAGAGUUAUUCAAAGACGACUUUGAGAUACCGUUUAAUUUUGAACAGUCUGCCCUUGCCUUCAAACCGACAGGGGCCAGGAUUAAUAUGUCGCAGGUAAAACAACCUGAGGCGACCGUGAAUAGACAGACAACGGAGUUAUGUAAGAAGCUUGGAAUACUUGAUCCUAUGGCUUUACUUGUAGGAUCCCCUAAAAGGUGUACGCCUGGUGUACCUGCUAUGUACCUGAGAAACUACGUGAAUGAGAAGGAAACUAACCUUAGCAUGAAUUCAACCUUUAACCCGGACGAAAUAUCUCUUAACGAGGAUGAAGAAAUCGAUGAUGAUGAUGUUGAUGAUGUCCUUGUUGAAACAGUAGAAGAGAAAACUAGUGAUUCUUCAGUUCCUAGAACUCCGAUCAGCCUGCCAGUCCCUCAGCUAGACAAUGAUGAUGUCGAUCUUGUUGCUGUUCUGGAUUCUACUGAUAAAUCAAGUUUGGAAACUGUUCUGGAUUCCUCUGAUAAAUCAAGCUUGGAUACUUCUCAGGACAACAUAUUCUUCAUCGAUAAGAAUCCCAAUGAGACGGAUUCUGAAAAAUCCGCGGAUUUUACUAAACCUGAUCCUCCAAGAACGCGGCCUGACGAUCCUCCGGUUAAAAAGCUGAAACGACGCAAUGCGUCGCUUUAUUCUGCAGAGGAUCAAGAUUGAUCUCAAGAAACAUAAACUUCCAUUAAAAAAAGUCAAUCCCAUAAACUGACUUUUCUUCUUGUGAUAAACUGAUAACACAUACCAUUGUUUCAAAUACAUGAAUGAGACAUUUUUGAAACCAAAAAAAAAAUAAAAAAUUAUUUUCAGAA